Molecule: messenger RNA, 6308 nt
Organism: Pundamilia nyererei
Lineage: Eukaryota; Metazoa; Chordata; Actinopteri; Cichliformes; Cichlidae
Gene: fchsd2
Product: FCH and double SH3 domains 2
Exons: 22
Coding region: 446-2821 (791 amino acids)
Biological process (GO): neuromuscular synaptic transmission; regulation of actin filament polymerization
Cellular component (GO): recycling endosome; neuromuscular junction
Molecular function (GO): protein binding
Source: RefSeq, a predicted model, not a curated record
CUUCCCCGCACGGUGGAGCCCUUGAGCUGAGUUGCUGAUGGGGUUCCCCGUUAAUAUCUUCCUCAUCCCUUCCCUCUGCUUUUUCUUCUCCGCCUGUUUGCCUCCCCCUCUCCUGCUCACAAGAGUACAGUAACACACCAGUCCUGUCGUAGCGGCAGCAGCCGACACAAGCGUGUCCGGUCUCUCCUCGUAGCUCCAGUUUCUGCUCUGCAUAUAAACUAGCCAUUUAUCAUCAGUCAUGGCCGCCGGAGUACAAAUUUAACUCCCGUCUUUCCUCCCUGUGGUUCGGAGGGAAGGCUUUUUUUCUUUCUUUUUGUUGGUGUUUGUUUCAGGAAGCAAGAGGGGGGAAAACAUAGAAAUAUUAGUGCCACACACUGAUUUGGAUAUCCUCUCGGAAUUACAAUACAUCUCACAAGGGAAAUACCAUUCAUGUCAAUACUUCAACAUGCAGCCGCCGCCGAGGAAGGUCAAAGUGACACAGGAGCUGAAAAACACUCACACAGAGCAGAUGACAAGACUGCACUUUAAACACCAGACCGAAUGUGACCUGCUUGAGGACAUGAGGAGCUAUAGUCUGAAGAAAGGACAACUGGAGCGGGACUAUGCACAGGCUCUGCAGAAGUUAGCGAGUCAGUACCUAAAGAGAGACUGGCCUGGAAUCAACCCUGAUGACCAGAGAACAGACUAUAGGAAUGUGUAUGCAGUGUGGAGGUCCUAUUUAGAAGGUACAGUCCAGGUGAGCCAGUCCAGGCUCAAUGUAUGCGACAAUUACAAGAGUCAAGUAUCAGAGCCCGCUAAGACUGUUAGACUGUACAAGGAGCAGCAGCUUAAAAAGACAAUAGAUCAGCUGAGCGGCAUUCAAGCAGAGCUGCAGGAGUCAGUGAAGGAGUUAGCCAAAGCUAAGAAAAAAUACUACGACUGCGAGCAGGUUGCCCACGCUAUACGAGAGAAGGCCGACAUCGAGGCGAAGUCUAAACUGGGUCUUUUUCAGUCAAGAAUUAGUUUACAGAAAGCAAGUGUGAAGUUGAAAGCAAAAAGAAGUGACUGUAACUCAAAGGCGACACAGGCCAGGAAUGACUACUUGCUAACGCUAGCUGCUGCCAAUGCUCACCACGAUCGGUACUACCAUACAGAUCUGCUGCACUGCAUACAGGCCUUGGACGGCAGAAUCUAUGAGCACGUCAAAGACUACCUGGUGGCACUUUGUCGCACUGAGCUUGAGGCCUCCCAGGCUACACACAACACGUAUCAGUUCCUUUUGGACAAAUCCACCAGGAUAAUGCAGGAGUACAACCAGCAGUUGUUCAUGCAAGAGAAUCCGGUGUUUCACAAAGCGCACGACUUCCAGUUCCAGCCCAGUGAAUGUGACACGACUCUGAGCUCGGUGCAGCAGUUGGUGGACAUUGAACCGUCGCCGGUCAGUGCCAUGAGAAUGACCCUGGCACAGAGUCGUCAGCUGGAGUCGGAGUCGGGGACGACAGAGGAGCACAGUCUGAACAAGGAGGCCAGGAAAUGGGCAACCAGGGUGGCCAGAGAGCACAAGAAUAUCAUUCACUACAAGCGAUCUCUGGAGGAGUGUGAGAGCCACGGCUUGCCUCCCACAGAGCAGGGAAGAUUAGAUCUGGAGAUGAAGAUCGAAGACACCAAAGAAAACAUGCGCAAAGCCGAGACAAUAAAGUUGAAAGCUGAAGCUCGGCUGGACCUUCUACGCCAAGUUGGGGUUGCCGUGGAUACCUGGCUAAAGAGCGCCAUGAACCAGGUGAUGGAGGAGCUGGAGAAUGAACGUUGGGCCAGCUACACUUCCCACGACCCCUCACUGUCGGGCACAGUGGACCUGGAGCGUGAAGAGGGUGAAGAGUGUGAGGAGAAUAUGGAGGUUUUUGACGACAGCAGCUCCAGCCCUUCGGGGACCCUCCGCAACUAUCCGCUAACCUGCAAAGUCCUGUAUUCAUACAAGGCCUCCCAACCAGAUGAGUUAACUAUCGAUGAACAGGAGAUGUUGGAGGUCAUUGAGGACGGAGACAUGGAGGACUGGGUUAAGGCACGCAAUAAGGCAGGUCAGGUGGGCUAUGUCCCAGAGAAAUACCUGCAGUUCCCGACCUCCAACAGUCUGCUGAGCAUGCUCCAGUCUCUGGCUACGCUCGAUGCUCGGUCACACACUUCGUCUAACUCAACAGAGCCAGAGCUGCACUCGGGCUGCAUAAACGGAGACACAAAUAUGGUGUACGUGCGUGCACUUUAUGAUUACGAGGGUCAGGCGGAUGAGGAACUCUCCUUUUCCGAGGGAGCUGUGAUCCGCUUGUUGAGCCGUGACACUCAGACAGAUGACGGCUUCUGGGAGGGGGAGCUGAACGGGCGGGUGGGCGUUUUCCCCUCCGUGUUGGUAGAAGAUCUUACAGAGAAUGGAGAGACCAGCGUGGGAGGGGCAGGUGACACACAGAUCUCUCCUUCUUUGAAACUGCCAUCUUCUCUGCCACCUCUUCCGCUGUACGACCAGCCUCCCAUCAGCCCCUUCACCAGCCCCGAGACUUCCACCCCACCUCCUCUGCCACGUUCCCCUUCCGCUGCUCUUAAUGGGGAGCACAAGCUUCCUCUGCCUGCCUCGUCACACAAAGGACCGCUGUCAGCUCACAAUCAAAGCUCUGGCAGGAGUCCAGUAUCUCCAGGAUUUGCUAAGACUCAGCCGCCAAGAUUCACUCCUGAAGGAGGCCCGGGCAAACUACGACCUGUGCGAGCCGCUCCUCCUCCACCCAAGCAGCACCCCCGCCGACAGCAGGAGAAGAGCGACAAGACGGAGGAGGUGGAGAUCACGCUGGUGUGACAGACAAACAAACUGACAGCCAGUUAUAGGCGCACAAACAGAAAUGAAAACAGAUGAAAGGCAGAUGUAUCCUACAGGCUUGGGAACUGAAGUGAAGUUAAAUAAAGUGAUGUGAAGUAAACUGAACUGAACCACGCUGACCCCUCCCCCCGCCCCAAUCUCCUGAACUCCUGGCAGCUCCGUAUCUUCUCCCUUUGAGCUGAGGAGGAGGAGAGCAGAGAGAGGGGACAAAGGCAGACUAUCCAAUGUAAUAAUCUCCGUAUUAGCUUCCUAAUGAAGUGCAGCAGUAGCCCACACACCCCCGAUCCCUUCACCCUACCCCGUCCUUUCAUUCUUGCCUUAAAACCUCACCUCAUUGGGCAGCAAAUCACACCACGGUGAAGCAGAGGAAGAAUGUCAGGAGAGGAGGAGGAUGGGAAAAAGCUAUUUGUGACAGAUGACGGAUUUGGCAAGUUUUCUGUUGUCAAGCUUUCCAUAAGACCAUUUAUCUUUCUGCAGAAGCAGAUCAGAGUCAAUAUUUAGAUUUUUUCUCUUCCCAAUAAAUAAUCAUGAAGCACGAGAAAAGUUUUGAAGCCCCAAGAACUGACAAAAUGUAGUAAAAGGUUAUCAGACAAACCAAACAUAUAACUCAAUACACUAUAACUAUAAAAUUAGGGUGGGAUGGAGGCAGAUGAUUGAUUGUGGUGACCCCUAAAGGCAGAAGCUGACUUAAAUGGCAGCCCACAUGAACAGCUGAUAACUUAGUAUGGAUCUUGUUGGCAGAUAUCAUACUGGAUGCAAUAUUUACGUUGCUUUAGCCUCUUUACAGUUAUCACACAUCUGCAAGCCACUUUGCAACCCAGCUCAUGCUUUUCAUGCUGUGUGUGUGAUUUAAUCAAUGGUCAGUGUUGCUUGCAGCGUCAUGUACAGGUGUUGCUUCGGCCCAAAGAAGAGAGCCCAAUCUAAUUCAGUGCAGAUGGAAAUAAACAAUCUGCUUUUUGCUACUGUAUUCCCGGGGGCAUUAGUUUUGCUCUAGUUUUUGUUUUUAAAAAAGUCUGAUUCUUAUCUGAUACCUUUUCCUUACCUUUUGUGAGUGUUGUGGGCCCAUCCAAAGAAACCUGGCUGAAAUGUAAGUAAAAACAUGCCAAGUCUGUCACGUUUUUGGAGAGCAGUGGAGAACGAAGUGAACGACCAGAGAAAUUGAGCGGUGUGCGUGGACGCAGCGUCCCUCUCCUUAGGCCUUCCCUCGUCAUAUAUAGUCAUUAUCAUCAUACGUAUUUAAUGUGUAAUAGUACAGUACAUUACUGUCGUCAUAGGAAUGUUAUGCUCAGCAUUUCAUAUAGACUAACUCAGCUGAAUGGAAUACCAUGUCUGAUAUGUAGUGGAAGUUUUAUCUUCAUCUUAUACUGAAAGGGCAUUGUAAAUACAGCAGGAAGGAGAGCUCAAAGGAGGGAGAGGAUGAAAGAAAACGAGAGAUAAAGGAGGCUGGAUCCUUCCCUCUGCUCUUAGCAUCGCCUCUCUUCCCAUCCCUCCUUUACGUCUCUCCCUCUUUCCUCUAAAGACGAUUCUGUCCAUUGGCAGUCAGUGUGAAUCAGUGACUAUCAUAUACAUACAUACAUACACACAUGCAGAUACAUUAUACGACAGAUACAUUCUCUCAUUCUGUGCGCCGUAUGUCUGUAUCACUGAUUGGUUCAGAGAUGCGCUGCUGGUGCUUUUAAAGGCACUCAAAUUGUUGGUAUUCACUAUGUGGCAACAAAGAAAAGUUUUAUUUCAGAUGAUGUAGACACAGGAAAGUAUUUGUGGCCGGGACUUCUUAUUAGCACAGAACUGUAUAGUUUUCAUCCCUCUCAUGCCGAUUUGUUCACUGUUCAGUUCAACUAAGACGCACGUUUACUUGACGCUCAUUACAUUUGCAGGUAUAAUUUUUCUCUCGUCUCGCCAAGCAAAGCCACCACAUCUUGUGUCCUAAUGCUAGAAACAGAAAACAGAAAGAGGUGUGUAAAGAAAAAAAAAUCAAACUAAAGGGACAGAACUAGCAAAUGACAUUCAAAUGGAGCUAAGUACAAAUCUUUUGUGUGUGUUUUUUUUACUCAAAGUAAAUAAAUGCCCCCAUUUCCCUUUACAUGGCCAUAAAGCCUUUGAAACUCCUUGCCUGAAGGGCAGCGUAGCACCUUUAUUAAUUUCUACCUUACUUGGAAAGUAGCAGUACCCUCAUAUAGCAUCGGCACGGGUGGCAAAGACUCUGAUGAAUCGUUGUUGUUAAAAUGAUUCAGAGUUGUUCUUUUUAAGCUGAUCCUAUGGACUUUUUUUGUUUCAGUGUGACUGAUGCUUAAAAAACAAACACAAAUAAAGAUCUCCACUCUCCCAGCUCUUCCAAAGAGGUGGAGAGACGACUGUGGACAGUGAAAUUCGCUGUUCUUCUUUAUUUAUAAGAACAAAACAAACAAAAAUUACAGAAAGCGAUGCGUUUGAAUGAAUCAUUUUCUUUUUUUGGUCUCGAAAUAGGCCUGGGUGUUUAUGAGUGUGAUUGUUUAUAAGAGAGAGAGGAGGAAUUUUAAUCUAAUUUGUGUUUGACUCUGAAGAUAUGUCCCAGUUCCUCACUGCAAAUGAACAAGUUUGGAGAGCGUUUGCACGGAAUAAAUUGCAAAGUAGAGUAUUGUCCAAAUUGUCGGUAGGAGAUAAAACUGAACAUUCAGGCAGUAAUCCUCUUUCUUUGUCUCAGAUAACAUCCCUACUGCAAAACAAAAACAAAAGAAGAACUGUGGAUAAUGGAGAUUAAUAUUAAAUUUAAAACUCUUAGCAUUACUAUGUAGUGUUGCACUGGAGCACAUCUUCAGGUCUCCUGUAAGAAAAGUCUUAAUCUGGAAGCAAAUCGACUGUUUUCCCCGGUGGAGGUGAUUUCUAAAAGGAGAAGUAAGAAGUGAAACCACAACAUUUUGUGUAGCAUUCAUCCUAGCAAACUUAAGCAUGCUGGAAUUAGUUGCAUUUUUAGAUACGACCCUCUGCUCUUCUGCUGUUGUACGGACUAGCAUUGACUUGUGACAUUGUGGUCAAGGCGACUUGGAACAGCAGCCUGUCCUUGAUCUCUCUGAGAUCUGAUUUUUACUGGUUUUCGAACUUGUUUUGAAGUUUAUGGUUUUUCAGCAUCCGCAGACAUUCCCGUUAUACUUACUCAGUCAGUCUGUCAUAUAUAAAAUUGACAUUUCAUUGCCAGUUGCCACUUUGAAGACGGAUUGUUUCCCAUCUUUAACAGUCUCUUUGGUCCGCGACAGUGUUUAAUUAUUUGGUAUGGUUUUUAUGUUUUAAAUGACACUUUAUUUUUCCUUAUGUGGAUUCAGAGUAGCACAGCUGCCGUUAUUAUUAACGAUGUGGUGGAACAACUGGCCUCUCUCUUUAAUAGACUGUUGCCUGGGUGACAAUAUUGAGAACAGGUGCAAAAGUCUUUCUGCAUAUUAUUAUUGGAUGUACAAAAAACGACAACAAAAAAACAAAGUUUGUAUUUAUU